Molecule: messenger RNA, 6250 nt
Organism: Mus musculus (house mouse)
Lineage: Eukaryota; Metazoa; Chordata; Mammalia; Rodentia; Muridae
Gene: Fgf12
Product: fibroblast growth factor 12
Exons: 5
Coding region: 885-1616 (243 amino acids)
Biological process (GO): regulation of neuronal action potential
Cellular component (GO): nucleus; synapse; nucleolus
Molecular function (GO): growth factor activity
Source: RefSeq, marked validated
AUCUCCCUCUCUCCCUCCCCCUCCCUCGUCUCCCGCUCUCUUUGCAGUGCUGCUGGAGGAGAGGCGCGCUCACCGCAGCUGGAAACAGCUGCACCCCCCCUCCCGCCCCGCCCCGCGCCCCUACCCCGAGUCUGGUUAACCGCUCCCACUUCUCGCCUCUUGGAAUUCUAGAAGUGGGGGUGCCGGCCCCCGGAGAACCGCAGCCGGUGCGAUGCAUUUCGUAGACCUCACCCAGCUGGGACGGACCUCCUAAUCUUCAGAACCGCGGGCCACAGGGAGUUAAAUUGCUGCCUUCCUCUUCUCUGUCGCGGUUGGUGGUUCGUUUUCUAAAGGAACGUUUUAUUCACUUUUUACUAUAUAUAUUUUUAAGCUGGGGGCUCGCUUCUAGCCUCGGUCCAGACUCUGCCUUGUAAACGGGUUUCUAUGUAUAUAUGUGUAGGUAUACUUUGGACACCUUACAACGCUUGCGCCUCUCCAACCGGGGCACAGCUUGUUAUUUUGGACAUCUUUUCCCCCCUUUCCACUUGGUACCCUGAACGCAGUGUGACCAAACUCCCUACUGCCCUUUGGACGUGGAUCGCUUUGGGGUGCAAGUUUGGGGUGCAAACGUCUACUUCGCAAGAAGGCCUGGGACCGCCCCGCCCCCGCCGCCAGUGGUUGGGGAAGUUUACAUCCGGAUUUUCACACGUUUUGUUGCCACUGCCCAGACUCUGACUAACCUUGUGGGCUCCAGGUUUUCGAUACUGCAACCUCCUCAAAUAUUAGCACUGCCUCCCCGCGCCUGUCCUAUUCCUCCAGGCCCCCGAGGUCCUGCCCUCAUCCCGGCGGAGCAGGAACCCGAGGGCGCAGUGGAGCCCGGGGCCUCGGGCCCGCGCUGAGCAGCUAUGGCUGCGGCGAUAGCCAGCUCCUUGAUCCGGCAGAAGCGGCAGGCGAGGGAGUCCAACAGCGACCGGGUGUCGGCCUCCAAGCGCCGCUCCAGCCCCAGCAAAGACGGGCGCUCCCUGUGUGAGAGGCACGUCCUCGGGGUGUUCAGCAAAGUGCGCUUCUGCAGCGGCCGCAAGAGGCCAGUGAGGCGGAGACCAGAACCCCAGCUGAAAGGGAUUGUGACAAGGUUAUUCAGCCAGCAGGGAUAUUUCCUGCAGAUGCAUCCAGAUGGUACCAUUGAUGGGACCAAGGACGAAAACAGCGACUACACCCUCUUCAAUCUAAUUCCUGUAGGACUGCGUGUGGUGGCCAUCCAAGGGGUUAAAGCCAGCCUUUAUGUGGCCAUGAAUGGAGAAGGCUAUCUCUACAGCUCAGAUGUUUUUACCCCAGAAUGCAAAUUUAAGGAGUCUGUGUUUGAAAACUACUAUGUGAUCUAUUCCUCAACCCUGUAUCGCCAGCAGGAAUCAGGCCGUGCAUGGUUUCUAGGACUCAAUAAAGAAGGUCAAAUCAUGAAGGGGAACAGAGUGAAGAAAACCAAGCCCUCAUCUCAUUUUGUACCAAAACCUAUUGAAGUGUGUAUGUACAGAGAACCAUCACUACACGAAAUUGGAGAAAAGCAAGGACGCUCAAGGAAAAGUUCGGGAACACCCACCAUGAAUGGAGGCAAAGUCGUGAAUCAAGAUUCUACAUAACCUAGCCAAGAACUCUUCCGUUCUUCCCUCUCCUCCCUGUCCCUUCUUCUCCCUCCCUUUCCCCAUUUUCUCCAGUAUAUCUACCCAACGAGAGAGAGAAAAAAAUAAAACAGCAUCACAGGACUUAGUAGCUGAGAUUCUGCACUCAAAAUCUUCCUUUGUGUAGGACAAGAAAUUUGAACCAAAGCUUGCCUGUUGCAAUGUGGUAGAAAAUUCACAUGCAUAACAAUUAUUGCACAUAAGAGCAAAGGAAAAAAUAAAUUGGACUCCACAAACAUUAAAUUUAACUGUGUUGUUAUUAACAGAGGGCUAAUUGUAAUGAAGACAGGCUAUAAUGCAGACAAAGCACAGUCAUUGAAUGGAUGUAAAAGGUUUGGAAAGCCACUUAAAAUGUUGUUGAAUUGUAAAUCCUUUUAAGUUUUAGAGCAUUCUGAAAUGUGCAGAUUUGUUUCACGUUUGUAUUUUCUUUACACUUCUGUCCAUUAUAUGCAAUUACAUCCUGUUUCCAGGGUAUUCUUUCAAUCAUAAAAUUGAAUAUGUCAAAAUUAUAUUCUUCUAAUAUCUGUUAGACAUAUAGCCAGGGACCAACUUGCAUGAAGAAAAGUUUUAAACUUACUCUUGAUGUUAGUAAUAUUUUUUUAUUUAGAAAAGGAAACUCUUCUGUUGAAUUUAAUCCUAUUAGCUGAUUUAAUUACCUUGUAAACAGUUUCACAUUCUUUGAGGAGAACAUUAUAUUUUUAUCUAGGUAUUGAUCUCAAAUUUUAUUAUUUUUUUAGGCAUUCAGUGAAAAGGGUUUUAAUGUAUUCCUGAGGAGACUUAGGGAACUCGCUGGCAUCCGGUGAAGGAGCACAGGCUUCUUGCAUUUUCCAUGCAGUCUUAGUGUAGGUAUCUUUGAGUGUGUAUGUGAAUGUCUAGCUGUCAUAGAAAGUUGAUUUUUUUUUCUAACCAUAUUUUGAAGCAGGAGAGAAAAAAGUUGGGUUUUAUAGAAGGAAAUAAGUCUGAAAUACAGACUCAAAGCAAAAUUUAAUUGCCUUUUUACAUUGCCACAGUUCUGUGUGUAGGUUGCUUUUUAAACUCUAGAAGAAAUUAGAAGGAUAUGACUGUGAAAAUUCUACCUUACCAUCUAUGAAGCAAGUGGCAUGUUUGUUGGAUUUAUCCACAUUUAUAAGUCUAGUUUGCAAUAAUUCUAUGUUCUAGAAAGCAGAAGGUAACUAGUUAAACAUGGAUUUUUCAAGGGACAGAGAGAAAAGAUGUGGAAUUAACAGCUUUGGUUUCAAUAGACAGGGUUUUGUGGGUGGGUUUGGGUCGUGAAAAAGAACUCCACAUGAGAGCUAGAACACUAUUAGAACUCUGAAGUACUAGAAAACAUUAACAAAGACAUGAAGCUAUACCACAGCAUUGAAAUUACUAGACUUACUUCGCCCUGGAUAUCAGGAAUGGUGUAGAGAAAUCCAAAUUCAAAGAGACCAAACCAGAAUGUUAAAAAUGUUUGCAGCUUUAUGGAAUAUCAUAAUGAGAAGACGUAAGCAUGUAACUUCUCCUAUAUCUCUACUGUCCAGCAUGUAUUAUUCCAACUAUGACUCCCUAAAAUACAUACUUUGCAGAAGAUCUAAGCCCUCACUUCAAACCUUCCCAUGGGAUGCUGUAUUCUAUUAAGGUCAACAUAAUGUCUCCCUCUACACAAACAUUAUUCUUUGGUGUGACUCUUGCCCUAUAAAUUGCCCUAUAAAUUAUCUAUUUAUGUUCUCUGGAGGGUGGCAGAAAAUUUACUGGGGGAAUUUUCCCAUAAAGCAUAGAAGAAUAGAGGUUAUGCACAGAGAUAAGCUUUUGGACAGAUUUUAAAUCAGAAUAUAUGUAAAGUAAAAGAUACAUUUAAUGUGUAUAUAUAUGCAUAUAUAUACAUAUAUAUGUAUAUAUAUAUUAUAUGGAAUGUUGCUUUCUUAGGAAAAGUACACCCAUGUAAAGACACACAUUCAGAAGUUGUACUCAUUGUCACUGUUGUUCCAACUUGAUUAUAAGUACACCUGUCACUUCCAGGACCAAAAAUUUCCCAAGCACAAAGCCUUAUUUUCUUUUAAAAAUAAAUAAAUAAAUAAAGAGGCUUCAACAAAAUGGAUCAUAGGCUCUUUUGAAGGGAAGUGCCUGGAGUUUACGGUGAGAUGUUUACUCAACCAUAGUGCACUGAGGGUCCACAGGAAGUGCCAUUUCUGGAAACCACAAUUGCCCAUCUCUCUGAGGAUUUCAUGAUAGCAAUUUAUCUUCAUUAUUUAUUAAAAUAUAAUGCUGAUAUUAAUCUCUAAUAAAAAUCCCUUCUCUAUUUUCAGUGGUUGUCCAUUGUUCAUCAUUCAGAUACCUUUGUCCCAAUCCUAUCAAUAGUUAAAAAGGAGCUUUCUAAGCACUCAGUCUGUCUCUAGUUUGCCCUCCAUAUCAUGAUAAGGAAAUGUAUAUGCAUUUUGGAAAUUAACUUUGCAUCAUUUGCACCUGAUUUCAAGAACGAAUUGAAAGCCUCACAUUCCUUUUUUUUUUUUUUUUUUUUUUUUUUUGUAGACCUGAAAAAGAAAAUGUUUAGAGCACAAUGUUUAUUUGCUCACUUUCUGGUUGCUAUUGAAGUAUAUCAAAAUCAUAAAUAGAACCAAUAUUCAUUGUAUUGGGUUUAAAAUAUAUGAAAAAUACAAAUAUAUAACCAUUAGAUUUCAUUUUUAAAAUAUGGGUCAGGUUCAAUGGUUCUUUUUCAGCUUUAUUCCACAUAAAAUGUUUCUUCACUGUGACACUCUUUGUUCUAUUGCCUGGCUUCAACUCACCUAUCGCCUGUUCUUUCAUUGUAAUGAGGGUUCUCUUUUUGUUGUUUCUAAAACAAGGCAAGGGGAUAAUCCCAGGAAAGGAUUCUAGUAGAGAACCAUCAGAGCCCUUAUUAGGUUUUAAACAAAUGGGUUUGAUAAUAUUAACCAAACUUCCAUGAGUCUCACAAAAUGGCUCUCUGGUCAAUAUUCUUUACUUGAUAUUUUAGCUAGGUAUUUGAGGUCUAGAAACAAAUGGUGCUGAAGUUCCAUCUGCUAGCUUAGAGACCUUGUUCUUCAGGAGACUGAAACACAGUAAGCCAUCAUUUUCUUGAUCAUAUUGAUAGUUUUGGUUUUGAACUACAUAUAUGAAGUUUUAAGACAUGUUUUUAGCCAUUGCGGAUUGGCACAGGGAAUAGACAAUAAGACAAUGUGACUCCUUAUGGACCUCAAUCCAAUCUAGAAAUUUAUACAAAAUAACUCUUCUACCUAAGAAAAUGGCAAUGCUGUUGCUGGGUAUAUUUUUUUUUCAGUUUGUGAUUCAUCAUCGCUACAGGGAAGUGUUGAGAGUAGUCCAACAAAAGGAUGGAUUGUAUCUUGUUUGUUGUGUAUUAAAUGGUCCUUAAGCCCAACCUGGGACCCCAGAUUGCUUAAUGAAGAAUAUGAUUACUUCAACAUUGAUUUAUGUUUUAAAACAUAAACCCAGAAUUAGAAAAUCUCUUCUUAUACCCUGUGACUUAGAGUACAAGGCCUUGCUUUUGAGAAGGUUUUCCAUGAACUAGGUUGAUUUCUUCUGCACAAGGUGAGAAACAGUCAAACUUAAAAAAUCCCUGCUCAUUUUAAUGCCAUAAAAGACUGAGGCUAUUACUCUGUCAUAGACUGUAAAUAGCAUUUUUUAAAGCCAGAAUCACAUUUAAAACUGUGGAUUGUUCUACAAAUAUAUAUGUGUAUAUAUACAUAUGCUUCUGAAAUGAGGAUAUAUUAUAUAAAGUUUUUAUUUGCUCUGUGAUCUUUCAUUAGGUAGUCAAAAAUAAAGAGAUUUGAAUGCAAAACUUUAUAUAUAAAUGUAUAUUUCUAAUGAUAGUACUAAUUGUAACUUUAUAAUAAAAAAAGAAACAGGUGGGAGCAAUACUAAAGCACAUGCCAGUGCAGAAGGUUGGUGAUUUUUAAUCCUCUCUCAUGCACUGAUAGCUUUAAAUUCUAUAGUAUUUCUUAGAAGGCUAUAAUUCCCUGUAGAAAUCUCAAGGUGAUGCUGAAAGUCUGGCUGAGGGAGAGUCAAAGGAAGUAAAAGGCUGAUAAGGAUAUUUUGAAGUCCAUAUUUAAAAUCAAGAUUUUAGUCCAAAUAGAAUGAAGAUUGCUAGUGUUCAGGGGUGAUAUACUGAACUUCAUCCACAAAUAAAAGCAGGACAAAGAGAAUACUUAACAUCACAACAGCAUUAAAAUAGUGUGAUAAACAUUGCAUCAUUAGUUUUACUAGUGGAAACAAUGAGCUGAUGCUUCUUGGUCUUUGCUCCAAGCACAAUUUAAUGACAGUAACCUUCAUUUUACUCAAAGUCAUUUAAAAGUAUAAAAUAUAUAACCACAAAUAGAACUGUUACUAGCUCCAUUUCAAGUGUUAUAUAUAAUCUUAGUAAAGAAUGGACACUAAAAUGUUUAAUAAACAUGUUAUAUGAAGAAACAAGCAAAUUCAUAUUUGUUUUUGCAUUAAAGCACAGAUUAUUCAAGUCAUUGGGUUUUUGAGAUCAGUUUUGUAAAAUGUUUAUACACCACCACAUUCGUGAAGUGAAAAGAAAUUAAAAUCUUGAGAUAUUCAUGCAUGUAGAUUACUGGCACUUUAAAAAAAAUUAAACUUCUCUG